Oikopleura dioica is the source of this 2340-nucleotide messenger RNA. NCBI's taxonomy places the organism in Eukaryota, Metazoa, Chordata, Appendicularia, Copelata, Oikopleuridae. The record is from the annotation of a GenBank genome assembly.
AUGGUGGGUACAGCAACUUAUGUGGCUCCUGAAGUUUGUGAUUCGCAGAAAUAUGGGAUGAAAUCCGACAUCUGGUCCCUUGGAUGCGUCCUUUAUGAAAUGUGCGCUCUUGAAAGGGCUUUUGGAGGGCACAAUGCAAUCGCUAUCAUCAAGAAAAUCUCCGAAGCAAACUACAAGAAGCUGAAAGAAGACCUGCCCUACUCGACGAUGCUCCGUAAACUGAUUAGCUCACUGUUACAAAAAGAUCCACGUGAACGGCCGUCAGCAGAAGCGCUUGACGAAAUCCACGUCCCGAAGAUAAUGGACUCAAUUAUCACGAAAAGAAAGCGCAUUGACGAUCUUUUAUUUACAAACGACCUUUACGAAGACUACCAUUCUCACCUCUUCACUUUUUCUUCUGACCAGUGGAGUAUGCAGUUCAAGCGAGGGCUUCCAAAAGGGAUGAAUAUCAUGGAGAUUGCAAAUGGCGACAGGCAUACACUCAUCCUCGACGUUAAUAAUGUUGUGUACGGCGUCGGUUCGAAUGAGUCAGGACAGCUUGGGUUCGGUUCCCAAAUGCCUCGGAUCGAAAACCCUGUUCCCGUCAAGUUUUCAACGAAUCGACCUGUCCAGGCUAUUGGAACAGGAGCUGAUUUUUCGGUCUUUCUGAUGAACAAGAUGGUUUUUACUUGUGGCAAUGGCGAUCACGGAUGCUUGGGUCACGGGAUUGACCAUAAAAGCUCGAUGUUUCCGAAUAUGGUGCAGGACUUGAUAUCAUACGACGUUGUCAAAAUAUCCGUUGGGUACAAACAUGUGCUCGCACUCACAAGUGAAGGAAAUGUCUACUCAUGGGGCUGUGGAGAACUGGGAAGACUCGGCCACGGAGGACAAGGUUCUGAGUUCUCCCCCCGAAAAAUUGAAGGUCUUUCGGAAAAGAUCAAAGAAGUCUACGCCGGCUAUGACUCCUCCUUCUUCAUCGGCGUGUCUGGAAACAUGUUUGUGUGUGGCUCGAACCGUGAUAAUAAAAUCGGCCUUCAAAAGCGCUCCAUGCUCGAUAUCUUCCGCCUCGGAAACUCGCGCAUUCCACCAUACAAAGAUACGCCCGUUCUGACGCGCCAACUAAGCCCGAACCAAACGAUUUCAAAGAUAUCUCAAGCGCGAGAUCAUACUGUCUUUUUGACUUCUACAGGGCAGCUGUUUACUCUUGGAAGGAACUCAGAAGGGCAAAGAGGGCUUGAAAAUACCAGAUCAAUGAUAGACUGCUCUCCAAUUCAAAUACCAACAAUAGACGGGAAAACUGUACAAAGCAUAACACAUGUAGCGACUGGCAACUUCAUGACAUGUAUCGCUGCAAAGAUAGGAUCCGACCCUGAAAAAGAAGCAGACGAACAAGUUGUUUUGUUCGCUGGAACGAGUUUUUUACCAUAUGGUUCAAAACCGAGCUCAGCAAAGCCAAGAUUGACUUCUGAAAGAUCAUUGAGGCUAGAUAUCGCUACUCUUGAAGCGGCGAUUCAGGAUGCGGAACUGAACUUGAGCGAAACCUCAACAAACCACGAAAGCUCGAUUCCAGAAGAAGAUAUGGAUGUGCUCGAGAAUGAUAGUAAAAAACUCCGCUCACCUAGUGACAGAAAAGCUAUCAGAAGAAACCUUUAUAACGGUGAAAUUUACUUGGACAAAGAAAUCAAAAUACAGUCCAUUGGUUUCUGUCACACUGACCAGACGUUUUUUAUUACUCUCGGAAUGAAGGAAACAGCUGACAGUCUCAGUAGCCGGCCAACAAGCACUGAAUCGAAGACGGAGGCGCAAAAACCGAUCAUAUACGAACAAAACUUGUCUGAAGAAGAAGACGAAGACCACCCAACAUGGCUGAGGAAUGAACUGGAAGGCGCUCCGGAUAUUAGAAUGCUCACAAUUCAAAAAGACGGCUCCGCAGAAGGGCUGAAACGCGAGUGCACUUACAUCACUCCAAGAAAAUUGCAAAAAUCGAAGAUCCCGAAGAAAUCGACUUUUCCAAAACCAAAUCGGUCAAUAGCAGGUCCAAAGUCGAAGCCAAACCCUCAAUCAUCAAUCCGCCAAGGAUCUCCGAAAAAAGCCCAAAAUAACAAUGAAACGGACGAGAUGAAGUUGCUAGUAACUAGUCUUCAGCUUGAGCGUGAUGAAGCUCUUGAACGAGCCGAGAAACUUGAGCAAGAGCAAAAACGGGAAAAGGAGCGGAUCGAAGAAGAGUUCGAAAAACAGCGCCAGGAGAACGAGAAACUCAGAAAUGAUCUGAAAAGACUGGAAGAGUUUCAGCUCGAGUUCAAGGAGUCCCUGCAAAACGGCUCGUUAGUGAGAGAGUCAAAAGUCUGCACAAUCAUGUAA